Xyrichtys novacula (pearly razorfish) is the source of this 5748-nucleotide messenger RNA. NCBI's taxonomy places the organism in Eukaryota, Metazoa, Chordata, Actinopteri, Labriformes, Labridae. The record is from the annotation of a GenBank genome assembly.
AUGUAUUUCUCCUCCGUUGUGGUUGUCCUGCUGAUCUCAGCUCUGAGUUCCUCCACUGAAGCAUUCAAAUGUCCCAAAGUGUGCAGCUGUGACACCUCCAAACUCACCGCUACCUGCGUCGGCAAGAACUUAACAGAGGUUCCCCAGACUGUAGACGAGGUGAGGAAUUCAAACAGAGUGUGCAGUGCCCCCUUUCCACUUCACACAGUUGUUUGAGACGGAAACAUUGAUGUGGUCUUUUACUGAACCUCAGAUGUUUCUGAAAUCCAAAUCUAAUCAAACCUCAAAAAGAAUUGUGAUUUUCAUAUUGCACCUAAACUUAACUAAACAACUUGAUGGGUGGAGAUAGGAGUGGGAUAGAGAAAAAGACAGACAAAGGGAAAUGAACCAAAAACAAACAAACAGCCAAACUAAAAAUUAAACACUAGAUAUUACAAACUUUAUACUUUAAACAUUAAGCAUUGAGAUUCAGCUUGUUCUGUCUCCUUCUCAGAUUUCACUCAAACUCGACUUGAAGAACAACAACUUGAAGGUGCUGCCAAGAGGGGCGUUCACUCACACCCCCUACCUCACCCAUCUCAACCUGCAGCGCUGCAACAUCAUCAAAGUAAAGGAGGGAGCUUUCAGGACCCUGGGUCGAGUAGUCUCCCUAAACCUCGCCUACAAUAAAAUUGACGUCCUUUAUCAGGUACCAGAGGGAGGUAAGAACUGCAGAACUUACACCUCAUAGACGGGCGGUUAUGUGAUCGUCUGUUUCUCCUCCUCCAAUCUGACUGCUGCAGGAGUCCUUUGAUGGUCUCUCCUCCCUGAAGGAGCUGCAGCUGGACCACAAUCGCAUCGAGGAGAUCCAGCCUGGAGCCUUCACACAGCUGGGGUUCCUCAACAUGCUGGACCUGACCCACAACCAGCUGGUUUAUAUCCCCAACAUGGCCUUCCAGGUACUAACACUUAAGAGAAUAAAGCAUUUUUUUCUCAUUAACACAAGAAAAUGUGUACAAAACUAAAAAUCAAACAGAGUAUUGUCCAUUAUUUAUAGUUUUUGUCUCAGUUUUCCACGUUUUUAAAUGUUUUUUUUUUUAUUUUAGUGCCACAAUUCCUGAAAAUAAAGUCAAUUUGCUUCAGAGCCAGUCCAUUUUUAAUUGUGUGCGUGAAAUUUCUUCAUCAUCAAGAUUAACUGAAUGCUGACUUUUCUCUCUCAGGGCCUGAACAACAUCAAGUGGCUCCGUCUGAGCCAUAACUCCCUGAACAACUUGGCCCAUGAGGCGUUCGCUGGACUGUUCACCUUAAACCGGCUCAGUCUGGACCACAAUGAGCUGCAGUUUUUCCCUACAGAGACCAUGAACAGGUGAGACAGUCUGACACAAAAUCAAACAAGAAUAUUUUUAAUGUUCUAGAGGAGGAGAUUGGUGGUAGAUGUGUCUUUACAUAGAAAGUUUAGAGUUACAUCAAAGAAGUGUGGUUCAAUCUUGCGUCCCUGUGGAGGGUCUCCGUGACAAAGAUGAGAGAUUGCACAUGAUAACAGAUUUUUUUGUUUGGGUCGAAUGUGUCAUCACUUUAUCCUCCUCUCUCUUUACUAAAGACCCCGUGAAGUCACACGUCUCGACAUGAGCUACAACCCGAUGACCUACCUCGGCGAGGAAUCUGUUUCAAUGGCCAAGCUGACACACCUUUAUCUGGACCACAUGUCCCUCCAGGACCUGUCAGACCAGGCUCUUUCAGGGGCCCCAAAACUCUCCCACCUGGACCUCAGCCACAACCAGCUCCGUUACCUGGAGCCCCUCAAAGGCCCCAAAGAGCUUAGCAGCCUCAACAUGACUGGUAUAACUGAGUUUGAAUAUUUUUCAUACAAAACUACAAAUUUAAUCUUCACGAUAAUUCUGUUUUUACUUAAAGGAAAUCCGUCUUACUGUAACUGCUAUCUGAGGCCACUGAGGGAGUGGGCGAACGUUAAAAAGGUGAAGCUUCUGGGAGCCUGUGCUGGACCUCCUCACCUCUCAGAUGAGCCUCUGCAGGCUGUGGAUCCUCAGGACCUGCGCUGUCGCAGCAGAGGAGAGAUGCUGCAGGACGAGCUUGAAAGGGAAGAAAGCACAGGAGACACCUCACCGACAGCAAAACCCAAACCUAAAGUCAAGUGCCCGCUUCACUGCGACUGUGAUGUGAGUGUUUCUCUAUGAGGUUGAUUCUUUCCUCUUACAUGUGGUUGCCCAGUCAUACACUUCCAAGUUUGGCUACUAUCUAGAAAAGCAAUUAAUUGAUAAGUCUGUACUUAUAUAGGUCUAAAUUGUCACCUUUGGAGCUGCCUUUCCAACCCCCUGGAAUAAACGUUCCCCUUAAGGUUGAGAAGUUGUGAUAGGUGAGGCACACCAUCUGGUCCUCCUUUUUAAAAGCUAGAACCACCACCCUGGUUUACCACUCCACAGGUACUGUCCCAGAUCUCUAUGCAACAUUGAAGUUGUAUGUUGGCCAUGACAGCCCAACAAUGUCCAGAAGCUUCAGCGUUUCAGGGGGAUCUCAUCUAUAUCUUGCACCUUGCCAUUCAGGAGUUUUGUAACAACUUCAGAGACCUCAGGAGUGCAGACAAGUCUUCCCCUGGUUCUUCAAAUCCUUCUCCUUCUUAGCAGACAUGUCAGUAGGUUUCAGGAGUUCCUCAAAAUGUACACUCUAUCAACAACAUCAUCAGUCCAGGGCAGCAGAUCUCCACCUCUGCGGAGAACAGCCUGAGCCAAGCCUUGCUUUCUCCUCCUGAGUUUCCUGAUGAUUUGUUCAUCUCCACAGCCUCCUGCACUUCCCUUAAACCUGAGUUUUAGUUUCUGCAAUGACCAAAGCCACAACCUUUCAAGCCACACAGUACCUGUUUGCUACUUCUGAAAACUCCUGAGCCAACCAGGCCAAAAAGGCCUGCGUCUUGGACCUGGUGGCUUCCCACACCAUCAAGUGUCCACCAGCGCAUUCUACAGAGCACUUUUCACCAUUCAUGCUACAAAUAAAGUUAAUUGAAAGGCAGAAAAACAAAAGUCAUACAACAUAUUGAUUCAGCUCAUGAAACUUCUCUUUAACUGCCAGUCCUAAAGAUUUGAAUGUUUCCUAAUAUCCAGUUUUGAUUUAAACCCUCCCAGAUUGAAGCGCAGCACGCCACAUGCGAGGGUCAAGGUCACACCAAAGUCCCUCGUGGCUUUCCCACAAAGACGCAGCUGCUCGACCUCCGAAGUAACCACUUCCACUACCUCCCUGCCAACAGCUUUCCAGGCACUGGACAGGUAGUCUCUCUGCACCUGGAGUUCUGCAAAAUCCACGAGAUUGAAGGUGGUGCCUUCCGGGGAAUGAAAAAACUCUACUAUCUCUAUCUGUCUGACAAUGACCUCACAUCUUUGGACCCUGAAGCCUUUUCUGGAGCCCCUGAGCUCACCUACCUACACUUGGAGGGGAACAGACUGGUGCAGUUCCCUGGGUCAGGUCAGUGGUCACUCAGCUUUAAUCUGGCUAGGUGUGAAUUAGAGUUGGACUGUUGCAAAAUACUGGUAUUGAUGAUACUUGGAAACAUUUCAAUACUGAUAUCAUUUCACAAAUGAGCAUACCGUUUUUCUUUAACAGUUUUAGCUGUAAUAUUAAGCUGUAAUAAUUUAAUUUUUUAACACAAUAACCAUGAGAUGAAAAUGUAAUAUCCUGAAAGCUCUUGCUGCAGGAAUUCAUGUGGUACAGAUGCUGACAUAUUUUCAAAAAUUAAUAACUUUGACAGAAGUUUCAUCCUUAAGUGUCCAACAAGCUUAAAUGGUUUGUUGUCUACACAAUUUUGGCCUCUUAGUGUGAAAAUACUCAAGGAACUUAAUUACAGAUUUAUUUUUUCUUAUCCCUUCUUUAGCACUGAAACUCCUCCCAAGUUUGUUUGUGUUGCACCUGGAGCGCAAUGCCAUCUCAAAAAUUGAGCCCACUGGUUUGCUGUCCUCUGUGACCCCAACACUCAGAGAACUUUACCUCACAAAUAACACCCUCACUUCCAUUGCGAAGGGUGCUCUGGACUCAGUGUACCUUGGUAUACUUCACCUGGACUCAAAUCAGCUCACAGAGAUACCGGUGGAUGCUCUGUCUCAGGCAGCUAACCUUGAGGAACUUAAACUGUCUCAUAAUUCUAUUCGCCAAGUGGGACCAAACGCAUUUCAGCCUGUAUCCCAAAGUUUGAAGAGGCUGUAUUUGGAUCAGAUGGGAAUGGAGAAGGUAGGAUGGAAGUCUUUAAACUAUCGGGACAGCAUUUCCCAAAACUAUGCGCACUGUGCAAAGUUUAUAAUCAUUAUAUUAUUACCAAAAGAGUAAUGUUCACAAUCUUAUGGAAGUUUCUCUUACUGAUUUUUGUCUAAAAAAUGUUACCUGCCAUUUAUGAUUCAAUGUCAAAAACACAAUUAAAAAGGAUGUCAACUGGCCCUAGGUAGGAGACACAGCAAUGUACGGCUGUCUGUCUUCCCAUAAGCUAUGGAAGUCUAUGACAUGGCUCCACAUAACAUUUCCAAGAGGUAACAUACAAAAGACAGUCUGGGGAUCCCAAAUUGGGGAAUACCACCAUUCACUUAACAGCAUCUAGAUGAGCAUUCAUAAACCUAUGUCAAGAGGAGAUGACACAUCAAAGCGUGGUACUGUACUGGUACCCAGACCAAGUUUCCUCAUCAGUUUCGAUAUUUCCAAGGUGUAACAGAUAAAGAUGAAAAAGUUAAGGGGUCCAAAAUUGAACCCUGGGGAAUACCACUAUUUGUGUUAUAACAUCUAGAUGAGCAUUCAACUUAAGUGAUUUUAAAAUAUUCUAUUGGCAUGGUGUGCCAGAUAUAGCCUGGCCGGGCCAUCCUGUUGCGUGAAUCAUUUGAUGUUCCUUCCCACCAACUUCCCACCCAACUUCCCAGUGAUGGGAAGGAACAUCAAGUGAUUCACGCAACAGGAUGGCCCGGCCAGGCUAUGCCAGAUAUGCCAAUAAAACUGUAGUCUGCUCAAAGGAAUUGUGUGGUGGGCUGUAUCAAAGUCUGCACUCAGGUCAAGCAGCCCAAGAACAAAGGGUAUUUUUGGUCCAUGUUUGACCCUCGUUCUGUAACAAUUGUUACUGUAUUUUUUGUUAGAUAAAAAUCUCCAAAUUCAAUCUUUUAAAUUGUACCAUGUCUAGAUAUCUCAGGAUGCUCUGGUGGGUCUGAAUCCUGGUCUGAAGGCUUUGACUCUCCAUGGAAACCAGCUGCAGGAGCUUCCUGACCUGAGCCCACUCACUGGCCUAGAGGAGGUGGACCUACAGGAAAACCCUCUGCUCUGUGGCUGCUCUUUACUACACCUUCGCAGGUCAACUCAUGGUCUACGUGGAGCUUAAUGUUUGGGUUAAUUAACAGAAAAGGAUUGCCGUUUUUAUUGUAGUAGUGUGGUGCUGUAUGUAGUUACACUGUGUCCUUAUGUGACUGCUCAUUCAGCGUCUCUGUGUCACUGUUCCUCAGGUGGAUGGAGAAUGUAAGUUUGGAGGUGGUCGCUACAUGUGGUAACCCUCCUGAAGUCAAAGGUCAGAAAGUCAGGGAGGUCACUGUCUUCAAGUCCUGCACUGAAAAUCUCUCUACUGUAAAAGAAAAGGCUGAUGUGAAUUCUGGACUCUCCAGUGGGAAGAGACCUAAACCGGGUCUGUCUAAGGUCUCUGCAGUCAAAGCUCGUCCUGCAAAACCCAAAACUAAACAAACCAAGGCAACCAAGAAGAGGAAACAACCAAAUACAACCAAGAGCAAGAAAACACUAUAA